This is a messenger RNA of Monopterus albus (swamp eel), 2711 nucleotides long. It is a transcript of the gene mindy4, whose product is annotated as MINDY lysine 48 deubiquitinase 4. Gene Ontology annotation, biological process: protein K48-linked deubiquitination. The transcript is spliced from 18 exons. Gene Ontology annotation, molecular function: K48-linked deubiquitinase activity; cysteine-type deubiquitinase activity. The record is from RefSeq and is a predicted model, not a curated record. NCBI's taxonomy places the organism in Eukaryota, Metazoa, Chordata, Actinopteri, Synbranchiformes, Synbranchidae. The coding region runs from base 461 to 2419 and encodes 652 amino acids.
CCACUGUCAACUAAGCACUAUUGCGCAUGCGUUGAUCAACCAGUAACCUAAAUGUAUUCUGGGUGAGGAUUGUGUAGUGGAAAUAAUAGGUCGCCAUAUUUACAUGCCUCAUCCAUUGGCCAUAUAUAUAGUGGGAGAAUGGAGCGACUAGCAUCGCCAUGGAAACUACGGGGAAACAGACUUAGCUUACCUCAAAAUCUAUGCAUAUAUCCAUGCUCCUGAGCCUUGGGACGCCCACUGACUUGAAAGACUGCGCAGUUUGACUAAUUUUAUCACAUAGCACCUGGUCUCUGAAACAUCCACGGUCCCUCAACCUAGGGUAAUACACAUCUGUGUAAUGUGUGGCGCAGCAAAUCCCACAUCUUAAGUAUGGUUUGCUGGUCUGUUCGCCAGCGCAAUGGCCAAAAUAGCCUCUUGCUGACUAAUCAAUGUUAGAAGAGCAUUCACGUUAUAACCGGCCAUGGUCGUCUCCGUUGAAGAGGUUGCUUCUUCCCUUGUACGGGAAUAUCUGAGUCGAAAGGGACUUAAAAGGACGAUUGCUUGUAUGGACGAGGAGCAUCCACGCACUGAGGCCAGUAUCAACAACAGAUCCCACCUGAGGCAGAUUCUCAACAUGGAGAGUCUCUAUAGAAAGAAUAAGGUUCAGGCCUCCCCUCUGAAAACAUUACUGGAGAUAAUUAUAAAGCAUCACAUCGAGGGCCUUACCAAUGACAAGAUCAGCAGUGAAAAUGAUCCUCUGAAGUCUGCCCUGACUGUCAGUUCCACUGCUAAUUCUGCAGUAAUGCAAUUAGCAACAAAGAUGAAUGACACAAAGACAGAUAAAAGAGCUUUUUUCAUUAGCAAGCACACAAAAAUAAGGUCUGAUGUGGAAGAAAUCUUCCCUUCUCGGUGUUCUUUAUUGCCUAAGACAGAUGGACUGUCCAUUAAUCAAAUGGGUUUCUGUGCCAGUGACUCAGAAGUUCAAAAGGGACAGCCGCUGAUGGUUUCUGUACAGGACACUGAGAGCUUGAUCGGGAGAGAGCCAGAAAAAAAGACUCUUGUGACUCAGAGUAACCAGAGGAGCAGAACUGGUCGAAUUAGACGUGGCAUGAUGACUGGACCUAUAGCUAGUAUACCUCAGGAAUUGAGCAAAAAAAGGCAGAGUCGAAGAGUAGAGGGGGCUGAGCUACUGCUUAGAAAAGAAGCGGAAAGCAGUCAGUCUAGAGAGGGGCUUUUGGAGCCUGCCUUACACCAAAAAAGUUUAGAAAGCGGCCUAACUGAAAUUAGCUCAGCUGACUGCAUAGGAGGGAGAUGGGAGUCAUGGAGUGCACCAGAGAGAAUGCAAAGUGAAAUCAGCUUUGAAAAAGUGGGGCAAAACAUACGGAAGACAACAAAAGUAAGGACCAGGCCUAUCGUGGCUGGCUUGGAUAUGUCUGAAAUGGUUUUAGAUGAUAUUGAUGAUGAUAAUGAUGAUCUGCCAGAUCUCCCCAAAGUGUCCUGUCAGAGAACCAUUGAAGAGCACAGCUAUGCAGGCUGUCCAAUGGACCAGCACACUGCCAUGGAACUGAAAGCAGUUCUUCUUGGUUCCAGCCUAAAUUGUUUCAGUGCUGAAUGGAGGAAUCAGGGUUUCACAUUUUCAGAAACACAUGACCUCAGAUAUGGAAUUGUGCAGAAAAAGGGUGGCCCUUGUGGAGUUCUGGCAUCAAUCCAAGCCUUUGUUCUUAAGAAACUGCUGUUUGAAACAAGUGAAAACAGUAAUACAGGCCUUCAGAGGCUAAGACCUUCUAACACCACCAGAAGAAAGUGUCUUGUUUUAGCUGUGGCUGAAAUCUUGUGGAGGGCUGGUGAGGAAAGACAAGCUACAGUUUCAAUAAUUUCAGGCAGAAAUCAUUUCACCCCAACAGGACACUACAAAUCUGAGGGAGUACUUGAAAAGGUAACAUGCUUCACUGUGGACAGUAUCAAGGAUGUGCAGCUGCUUCUUGAGCAGCAUAUUGAGCAGUUUGAGACCGGGGUGUUAGGAUGCAUACUGCUUACCAUAUCUGCUGUUCUCUCUCGAUCGAUUGAGAGAAUAAGAGAGGACAUGGAUGUGCCCACCACCACACUUAUCGGAGCCCAUGGCUACUGCACUCAGGAGCUGGUCAACUUGUUGCUCUGUGGCAGAGCAGUUUCUAAUGUUUUUGACAAUGACAUGGAGUUAGACUCAGGCAAUGGCAUCAUGACUUUACUCAAGGGAAUCAAAAGCCAAUGUGAUGUUGGCCUGCUGUCCUUGUUUGAACAUUACAACAUCUGCAAAGUAGGAGCCUACCUGAAAACUCCCCGUUACCCUAUCUGGGUGGUGUGCAGUGAAAGCCACUUCAGUGUGCUGUUUGGCCUGCAGAGGGGGCUGUUGACCAAUUCGGAGAAAGACCUGGAAUUUGACUUGUACUAUUAUGACUGACUAGCCAAUCAACAGGAGGAGAUCCGUCUCACUGUCUCUGUUGGCAAAUUGGCCACGAGCUGUCAGGAUGCUGACACUGAUCUCAUUCCUCCACUAGAGCACUGUAUCCGAACAAGGUGGAAAGAUGCAUUUGUCAAUUGGAAUGACACAGAGCCUAUUCUCUGAUCAGAUGGUUUGAUGUUAUUUUAAUUAUGGUUAGGGGCAUUAUCUAACUAUCACCAUUUUUGCUUCACCAGUACAGUUAUUUUAGCAUAUACUCUUAUUUUCUGCAUAUUCUGUGUUUUUUCAUAUU